GCUGAAAUUACAACGAUUGUGUUGAUAAGUUACAGUAUGUUAAAGAUUUUGUGUUGAAGCCUCACAGACAAACGCCUCAGGUCUUAAAGGGUUAAUGUACCCUGUCUUAAAUACUGUCAGAGGAAGCAAAUGUGUAAUAAAACAAAAGUCAAAGUCACCAAAACAUGUCUACUAUUUUGCUUUUAUGUGGACUUCUUUCUAGAUUUUUUCAUUCUAGUUCUAGGUACUUUCUUUCUAUCCUGAAGCCACAUUUCCUGCUAUUGUCCGCCAGAUACAAGUGACUGCUCAAUCUGUCGCACUCUCUACUGCACACACACACACAAGCGUGCACGCUGUCCCCUCCUUCCUCACAGCUUUCAGUGAAAGGCUUGCAUUACCAGAAAGUUACUGGAGGGGAUGAUACGACCGAGCAACUGUAUCCUCUCUGAAAAGGAAAGUUAGGGGUGUGAUUAGGUUGAGAGGAAAAAAAAAAACUUCUCACAUGAGAGGAAGUGCAUGAUACAGAAAAGUCAGGGGAGCUCGCCAUGCCAAGCAGAGUGGCUGCGUAACUCCCUUUGUCUGUCAGCACACAGACAGACUCUGCACCUCCUCUGUCAGAGCAGGAGCGCUCUACUUUCUGCCUCCCGGACUGACUGGACUUCUGUGGGAGCAGGGAGGGACGCCCGCUUGAAUGUCAUCACCUAAGACUGUGAAUGUGAUCAUCAGUGAUCGAGUGUCAUCACCUGUCCCUCGGAAGCAGCCCAUGGACCUAAGUCUGAGCCACAGGUUGCUGCUUCCAGGACCAGAUUCUGGGAUUCUGGCCCCUCACCCUCAUUUCUUCCUGGGACCCUUUAACCCUCAGCAUUGUUCUCAGUUUUCUCAACCACCAAUGCAGUUCAAUGCUGAACGAAAGAUGGAGGACAAACCAGAAGAGCAGCCAAUGCGAAAAAGUAAAAAUGAGCAGAGUGCUGUAGCCAGUUCGUUUGUGAAAAGAAAACUUCGAGACCAUAUUAUUAUGAAGAACCAUGAGAGGGUCACUCCUAACCACCCCAGCCCUCCCCCAGGAUACGGGUCCCCAAAGACUCAGCCGGCCCCCUGUGACCAGCGUCAGGACCUGGCCCUUCGAAGAACAGUGUCAGAGCCCACACUCAAGUGGAAGUUGAAAAAACUCAUCUCCACGAGACCGAACCCUCUUCAGCGCAAGAUCAGUGCUCCUGCUUCUGUCAGGCAUAAGACAGAAACUCUGGACUCAUCCCCGAGCAGCUGCAGCAGCUCCUCUGCAUCCGGGUGCAGCUCACCAAAUGACCCCCUGUAUGACAUCGGCUCCAUCCCACCGGCGCAUGAGCCUCAAAGAAAGCUGUUGAAAAAUGGAGGCGUGGCGCCCGGCUCUCUACCCAUCAGCCCCACCACCAUGCCCAACAUCACAGCUGGACUUCCAGCACAGGCUGACUUGCACAUAAGAAAACAAAUGGCUCUCCCACCUGUGUACCUGGAGGGAGGCAGUCCAGCUCUGCUUCAGCGCUUGCAGCCAUUGAUCAUAUUUGACCGCGCCGGGUUUGUCCACUCCCAGCUCGUCUCUCUUCAUGGCCUGAGCUCCAUUGCUCACCAGCAUCCUCCUCACCUGGCCUCCCCCUCCAAAGAGGGCCUGGUCACUCUACCCUCUCACCAAACUGUGAAGCGGACGUAUUCGGAGCCGCUGCCGCACAGCCACUCAACCCUGCCCCCCCGCUCGUCCCUCCACCAGCACAUUCAGCAGCAGGAGUACCAAAAGAAUGGACUGGAUCGGUUCAAACUGAGUUCUCACUUCAUGAAGAAAUGCAGCAACAGACCAGACCUCCACGAGGAGGACAUGGACCUGGAGAGCGGUACGGGAUCGGGAACGGGGUCGGCCUGCAGCUCAGAACCGGGCUCGCUGUGUGACGACGGUCGCCGCCGGAGGCAAAGCAGCACCAGCACUGACUCCGUUUGUGACACAGAAUCCAACACCUCCUCCAGAGACAGCCUGAUCGAGUCUUCCCUUUCCCCCAGUCAGAGACAGCUGAACGUCAGAGCAGGUCUCCAGCCGGACACACUGACCGUACCAACCGCCUCCUGGCACCAGCCGGUGUUCCGGACCCGCUCCUUGCCGCCCUCCACGUCGCUGCUCUCCACCUCACAGUCGCUUGCAACCGUGCCGUCUCUGACGUUGUCCAACCCCGGCUCAGACGUGAAGCUACGCUUCACUACAGGUUUAGCGUAUGAUUCUCAGAUGCAGAGGCACCAGUGCUCAUGCGGAGACAACAGCCGCCACCCUGAGCACGCGGGCAGGAUUCAGAGCGUCUGGUCCAGGCUGAACGAAAGAGGGCUGAAAAACCAGUGUGAGUGCAUCCAGAGCAGAAAGGCCACAGUGGAGGAGCUGCAAUCGGUUCAUUCAGAGAAACAUGUGCAUUUGUUUGGCAACAACUCGCUCAGCCGCCUCAAGCAGGACAACCACAAACUCACCGGGCCUCAGCCUCUUUUCGUCUUACUUCCAUGUGGAGGGGUUGGGGUGGACAUUGACACGGUGUGGAACGAGCAUCACACUGCAGCUGCAUCUCGCAUCGCUGCAGGCUGUGUGGUAGACCUGGCGCUGAAGGUGGCACAGAGAGAGCUAAGGAAUGGUUUUGCAGUGGUGAGGCCCCCAGGUCACCAUGCUGCCCAUUCCUCCCCUCUGGGCUUCUGUUUCUUUAACUCCGUGGCUAUCGCUGCCAAGCAGCUCCAGAGCAAGCUCAACGUCAGCAAAAUCCUCAUAGUAGACUGGGAUGUUCACCAUGGUAACGGCACCCAGGAGGCCUUCUACAAUGACCCAAGUGUCCUCUACAUCUCUCUGCAUCGCUACGAUGAUGGAAACUUCUUUCCUGGUAGUGGAAAUCCCAAUGAGGUGGGUUCAGGUGAAGGAAAAGGCUUCAACGUGAACGUCGGAUGGAUGGGAGGGUUGAACCCUCCGAUGGGCGACGCAGAAUACCUGGCUGCGUUUAGAGCUGUGGUGAUGCCCAUCGCACACGAGUUCUCCCCUGAAGUUGUGCUGGUGUCCGCUGGCUUCGACGCCGUGGAGGGGCAUUCCGCCGCGCUGGGAGGCUACAAGGUUACCGCCAAAUGUUUUGGCUUCCUGACUCGUCAGCUGAUGUCACUAGCCGGGGGCAGAGUGGUCCUGGCUCUGGAGGGGGGGCACGACCUCAAAGCCAUCUGUGACGCCUCUGAAGCCUGUGUCAGCGCCCUGUUGGGCAUGGAGGUGGAGCCCCUGUCCCAGUCUGUGCUGGACCAGAAGCCCUGUGACAAUGCAGUCCGCUCCCUGCAGAGGGUCAUCCAGGUUCAGGGUGAGUUCUGGCAGAGUGUGAGGGAUUCGGCUGCCACCGUGGAUCUGUCCUACCUGCAGGCGCAGAGACAAAGACUCCGGCGGGACUCGGACAGUGAGGCUGUCAGCGCCAUCGCCUCCCUGUCCAUGGGAUCGCUCACAUCUGAGAAGGAAACGGCAGGAAAAAAAGGGGGAGAAAAGUGAUUCUCUCUGGAAACACACACACAGUUAUGCAUUUGGAUCAUCACUGGAAGCAGAUCUCACCUUGGACAGAACUUGUAUCGCUGCUGACGGCAGUCCGACCUUUUGAUUCUUGCACACACUGCAGACCAGCGUUCAUUUAGUCAAAAAUGCCCUAAAAACAACAACGGAAGAGCCUUUCAGUGUUUGGAAGCACCUGGCGUAACAAAGAUGAGAGAACUGGGCAAUAUUCCUGACUCCUGCAGGACCUUCUUAGGGCCUUUUAACUUUGAAGGUUUAGACGUAGACGGGUGAAGGAGAGCUGGCAUGCUCCGUACGCUUAAGAUAAGUCAGAUGAGGAAAAUUCAAUGAAGGAAAAAUGUCUUCUGAUCCUCUUGCACUGUAUUAUUUUGGAUACUAGAAAAGCACGUUGACAACCAAACGUCUUGUUUGUUCAUGGUUUUGCUUCGUUUGAACAUCAGUUUGACCUGUGGCGCUCAUUUCUGGGAAUGUCAGCGUGAGAUAUUUUAAAGAAACCAGAAAUUCAAAGUGAAGCUACAAUGGAGUCUGUGAUACAUGUGUUUCAUAUUGUUUUCUGUGUCCACAUAUUUUCUUCUUUUUUUUUGUUGGCAUGUCAGGCAAGCAUAUGCAGCACGGCUUUAGAAAGCUGCACUUAUUGACAGACGGAAGAAGACGCCAUGUUUCUUCUGUAUUUAAAUAUACUGUAGUUGUAGCCAUGAAGAGCUGAUACCUCUGGAGGGGGGUCAUGGUAUCCAGGGAUGCAGACAUUUUUGCACCCAAUGUGAUGUGACCCCUCGUGAUGCUACAGAUCACAUUUUGGGGUGACUUUAAAAUCUUAAAAAGUGCACUUAAACAGCCCUCCGACACGAGGGUCCGGAAUCUCAAACUCGUGUAAAGCGGACCAGUGUUUCCUCCUGUGGAUGAGCAUUCCUGCUGUAUUGGAUCUUUGUCUUUUUUACGUCUCAAAUCCUUGAUUUGUCAGCUCAGUAGUGAAGUACCGGUAGCUGGAUGUUCAGUCAGGGAUGUCUGCAUGGUGCAUUUAGACACAGGUUAAGCGCAACCAAAGUUUACAGCGUGCUGUUUCUGGACAAGCAAAGACUUCAAAGACUUUGUGAAUUUUUUAUAUCCAAACAGUCAAAAAGCACCAAAUGCAGAGACGUAUAAACAGAUUCAUAUGACGUGACGUGUAUUUAUACUUUCUUUGAAGUGCUCUCUGCGUGUCUAACACAGCUAUGAUGGUGCUAAUACAGUAUGUUUGCUUUCCUUUCUGUUUAGCUCUGUCCUGAUGCUGCGUCCUGCAUGCAACCAAAGUCUGUCCGGAGUUUGUUCAUGUUAUGAGAAUGUGAAAACAUCGAGGCAGCAGCUGUGCAUCAGCUUUGAUGGCCCGACAAGCCGAUUGUAGCUUUAAAUAGUUUGCCACGACAACAACCUGACAAACCGUAAUGUCUUAACUUUUUGUCUUAAUUGAUGGAAAAUAAACUAUUUUUGUAAUUGAGCCAUAAAAAACUGUAUUUAUCUAAAGACCAAAUUAACAGAAGAAUGAUCCUUUUUUUAACCUGUGAGAGGCUUAACACUGUUGUUACUGACGUUUAUUCUGUACAGAUGCUGACAGAUCGUCUGCUUUUUCUUGAUUGUUUCUAUACAGAAUUCUCAAAUAAAAGUAAAUUAUAUAUUUGAGUGA
Oryzias melastigma (Indian medaka) is the source of this 5174-nucleotide messenger RNA. RefSeq names its product histone deacetylase 7. The record is from RefSeq and is a predicted model, not a curated record. Gene Ontology annotation, molecular function: histone deacetylase activity. NCBI's taxonomy places the organism in Eukaryota, Metazoa, Chordata, Actinopteri, Beloniformes, Adrianichthyidae. Gene Ontology annotation, cellular component: histone deacetylase complex. Gene Ontology annotation, biological process: chromatin organization; negative regulation of transcription by RNA polymerase II. The transcript is spliced from 25 exons. Bases 671 to 3496 code for a protein of 941 amino acids.